Molecule: messenger RNA, 2677 nt
Organism: Oncorhynchus kisutch (coho salmon)
Lineage: Eukaryota; Metazoa; Chordata; Actinopteri; Salmoniformes; Salmonidae
Product: leucine-rich repeat-containing protein 30
Exons: 1
Coding region: 344-1213 (289 amino acids)
Cellular component (GO): cytoplasm
Molecular function (GO): protein binding
Source: RefSeq, a predicted model, not a curated record
GGCUGGAGUUGAUUUCAGCCCCCUGCUCCCUCCCCUCUUGUCAGCACACAUUUCUCAAAUCAGUCCCCUUGACAAACACACGUCUUUACUGCUCUGCGACACUCCGCUACACUUGGCCAGCACUUCCAGGGUGGAUAUCCAGCAGCAUUUUACAUCCGACACACACUAAGUGAGAAUGUACACAGUUCCUCUGUUGACUGUCGACCGUUCCAGCACUGACCAAAGCUGCUUGUCUGUCGCUCUCCACCCUAUCGGUUUAGGAUGUUUUGUGGCUAGUGCUUCUGGGUAAUGCUCUUUAGCGUCUUGUUGUCUUGACAUUGGUAUUCCUGUUGAAGGAGCACCAAUGGGACACAAGCAGUCCAAGGAAGAGGAGAUGAAGAGGCAGGCGAGGAAGAGUGCCGGCCGUGAGGACAGCUUGACGUCGGCAGAGCGGAUCCGCAACCACGCGUACAAACAGUGGGGCUACAGCAUACUGAGCCUGGCCCGCCGCGGCCUCAAGGAACCCCCCAAGGAACUGUGGGAGCUGACGGAGCUCGAGAAGCUCAAUCUGUCGUUGAACUGCCUGCGGGCUCUGCCCCCCGCCCUCAGCAUCCUCAGCAACCUGGUGGUCCUCAACCUGUGGGGGAACCAGCUGACCAGCCUGCCCCCAGAGAUCGGCCAGCUCAGACACCUCCGCGUCCUGUUCUGCUACCGCAACCAACUGACCGAGGUUCCAGAGGAGCUGGGCAACUGCACCAGGCUGGAGGUCCUCAGCCUGGCCAACAACGAGAUAUCUGGCCUCCCUGCCUCCUGCGCCAACCUGACCUGCCUGAGGAAGCUCAAUCUCAGCCACAACAAAAUUGUUCACAUCCCCGGCUGCGUUUACACCAUGAAGAGACUGGUAUUCCUCCACCUGGCCUGCAACAGGCUGGAGUGCAUCGCCGAGAGCAUCGCGGCACUGGUGGAGCUCAAGAUCCUCAUCGUGGAGGGGAACGAGAUCCACUCGCUGCCCAAGAUGAUCUGCUGCCUGACACGGCUGGAGCUGCUCAACGUGGACUUCAACGACAUCCAGAACGUGCCCCAGGAGAUGCACCAGCUCAGCAGGCUGGAGAAGCUGGCCUACCACCCUCUGGAUAAGGGACUCCACAUCAUGCAGAACCCCUUGCAGAAGCAAAUCAAAGAGGUGCUGGAAGGAGGCCUCAUCGCCCUCUUUAAUUAUCUGAAAUCUAAUUAAGACUCCUCCACAGAAUUUCUUCUGGGGCCCCAUUGUUGUUCUCCAUGAAGGAACUAAAUGUACAUCCAUUGUUGUUGCUCAUGAGGAGGAUGCGAUUUUGGAGUGAUCCUCAACAUGCACGAGAAAAGUAUGAGAAAAAGCUAGGAUUGUUGUUUUUUCAUUUACAAUACAUAACAAGAUGAUGCAACUGUGAUUUUGUAAAAAAUGAUUAGGCUACUAACUGAAUGACAGUAGUCAUGAUGCUUAUGUAGAGUUGUACCUAACAACUCGAUUUGUGUUUAACAUAAUUGAGACACGUCUGUCAUUAUAAACUUCUGAAAGCAAUGCUCAGUGGGGCUAAACACAUUGCAUGGAAAUAGACUUGGACUGUUGGGAGGAAAUCAUCUAACCUAUAGCAAAGCUCUGCUGUCAGGAUCCUCACAUUCUGUACCAGAGGUGAUCUAGAGAAGAGGCCAUGUUUCAGGGGGAGCCUUGGCAUGUCUCUAACACGAGUUGACCUCCGACCUCUCAUUCAAUUACAACCUCUCUUAGUCUUGGAGCAGGUCGUCGGGAUCAAGAUCAGGAGGCUUCCAUUACAUCAACAGAAAGUGCAGCCUUGAGACCAGCCGUGUUUGCUGCUGUAGUUACCUACCCAACUCCUUUAAAGAACAACAAGCAAAUUCUGUUGCCAGUCUCCAUGAUCACAUGCUCUAAUGCACACAGUCAAUGGACCUACAGUCUUAAUCAUGCCUAUUUGAGUUGGAAUAGCAUUUCACUUUGUUUGCCACACAUGCUGAAUGUAGUACCUCAUUGCACCUGAAUGUAGCAUUUCAAAAACAAAUGGGUUAUGUGUACAUGUCAGCUGGUGUUGUUUAUUCUGCCUGACUGUAAAGUUGCCCAUUUUAAUAUGUCAUCUUAUUAUGCAGGAUUACCUAUUGCUGUGUUAGUUUGAGGGGCAAAUGCGCUCAUUACAAUUUUAUUGACCUGUUCUUAAGUCAGUAUGAACUGAGGUCUAAAUAAAUAUUAGAUAAAAAACUAUGCCUCAAAUUCUUCCUGUGAACUCGUAACUCUUACAGAACACAAAGAUUAAAUCAGUCCAGAUGCUGUGUGAUUGGUGGUUCAUGUCACAGUUCAUUGUCCAGGUCAAAGGUCAUGAGAAACAAGACCUGCGGGUAUCAGAAUAGGAUUCUGCUCUGAAAUAUUCUAUAUCAUAGACAUUUCAGACAUUUAUGCAAAAUCCUGCAAGCAUGUGUGUGUUUUUAGAAAAUUCCUAUCAACGUUAGAUAAGCCUCAAAGGAUCCACAGUCCACUUUGUAUGUAGCUGUUAUGUCUGUUUCAGAGACAUUCAACCUGUAUGAUGUCACUGCAUCUCAGACCAUCCAAUUAAGUCAGCACACAGUGUGUUUGUCACGUGUAGCGUUGCAGGCUAUAUUACUGGGAACGUUCAGAGUUUACCAGUAAACUACCAGAAAUGUUGUGUCUUUC